This is a messenger RNA of Emiliania huxleyi CCMP1516, 1106 nucleotides long. RefSeq lists its product as hypothetical. The annotation marks the transcript as partial. The transcript is spliced from 3 exons. The record is from RefSeq and is a predicted model, not a curated record. Lineage: Eukaryota; Haptophyta; Isochrysidales; Noelaerhabdaceae.
GACGAGUGCAUGGACCUGCUCGAGCAGCACGCGCAGGCGCUCGCCAAGAGCGUGACCUCUCUGCUCGAGGGCGUCGCGACCGGAGCUCCGGCUCCCGCCGCUGCGCCGAACCUCGAGGACGCGCUGCUGGAGGGUGCCGACGCGCCGGCGCCUCGCGGCGCGAUCGCGUGGGCGGAGGCGCGCGCGGGCGAGCAGCCCGGGGCGGUCGCCUCGACGCCCGCCGAGGCGCUGCUCCGCGCCGACCUCGAGGCCGUGCUGCGCCAGCGCUCGCAGCUGCGCGCCAAGCUGGUUGCCGAGACGGAGCGGCGCGAGGCGGCGGAGGCGGAGCUGGUCGCGCUCGGGGCGCAGUGGCUCGGCACCGAGACGCAGGCGGCGCUCCGCCGGCGGGCGGAGCAGCAGGACGAGCGACGGCUCAACGCGCACGCCGCAGCGCUGGCGCGAGAGGCGGAGCAGCGGGUCGCGCAGGCGCAAGCAGAGACCGCGGUGCUGCGGCAGCGGCUCGGCGAGGAGGCGCCGUCGCCGGUGCAGCUGCGGUCGCAGCUGCGGGCGGCGACGCGGGCAGAGGUCGAGAUCGCGCAGCGAGAGGCGCGGGCGGAGGUGGCGGCGGAGCUGGAGGCCGCGCGGGCGAGGUGCGACGGCCUGGAGCGCGAGCUGUCGGAAGCGGAGGCGCGGCACCGCAGCGACACGGAGCUGCUUCGCCAAGCGCUGCGCAAGGCAGACACGCUGCUGCAGGAGCAAUACGACACGGGCUUCGUCGCAGGUCUCAAACAGGCGGCGGAGGCGCUUGGCCACGGAGGCGGAGGCGGCGAGGCAGGCGGGCGAGGCGGCGGCGGCGUCGGAGGCGGCGGGGGAGGCGGCGGGGGAGGCGGCGGCGGCGUCGGAGGCGGCGGCAGCGGUGGGGCCGGCGCGGCGGGAAAGCAGAGGGGCGGGGGCGGCGGGGCAGAGGCUGCGGCGGGCGGACGGAACGGCGAUUGCGAUCCGGAUGUGAGCGGCUGGGACGGGAGCGCGUCGGGCGAGGCGCAGUGGCAGGGCGCGGCCACCGAGCGGACGGGGCCGCCCCUCCAGCCGGGGCCAGGAUGCGACACGGUAGAGGUGCAGUCUGUGCA